AUGGCUUAUAGGGCGCCGUCGCCGUUUGCGCCAGAAAAUCAGAUUUAUCGCAGUCACAGUCCCGCACCUCAAGUUGCCAAUUAUCGCGCUCACAGCCCUGCGCCGCCUGCCGCUAAUCAGAUCUCGCCAGGCUCUAUAACCUACACCACAUCCACUGGACCUGAUGGUCAACUCAUCUACCAUCCAUUCAAUUAUCAAACCCCUACCGGAAUCGUGAGCGGUAUUCAAUGGAUCCCUGCUGAAGCGACGGAGAUCUUGCCUGCUGGGGCUCAACCAGCGACUGAGGAAUUUGCCGCAUCAUGGCAGCGAGGGUAUCUUUCUAAAGACGAGCAGAGGAGCCUCAAGGACUGGCAGAAGGAAGAGGAGAAGCGACGCCGCAAAGAAGAGAAGGAAGCUGCAAAGCGCUUGAAGAACCGUGACGAGCAAGGCGAGCUUCACAAAGCUCGCGCCAUGGACGCCAUGGCGCGCGAACGCAGAAAGAGCUUCAAUGCCGGAGGGGUCUCACCCAUGGCUUUCCCCACGAGCAUCUCUCCCAGUGGUGGCUACAGCAAUGUUUACGCGCCUGCGCCCGCACCUGGUACUGGCGGAGUCUACGACAGGGAUCGGUAUAAUCGCGAACGCAAAUACAGCAAUAGCGGCGUUGGUGGUCUCAACCAGCAAUUCGGUGACCUCGACAUCGACCGGGAGCGAAUGGAGCAAGUGCAGUAUGCAGAACGCGAGCGCAAGCUCAGUAACUCGGCCCUUGGGCGGCCUCGCAAGUACAGCUUCAACGAGCAAGAAAGACUCAGGAAGGUCAGCGGUAAUAUGGGCGAUCGCCCGACGUAUGCUGUCCCUGGGGCGUACAGCCCGGCCACGGGGGGACCAUAUGUCAACCCUCGGCCUUACCCCGCUGCGGGCCCUCCAGCGACGUAUCCUAUGUCUGGGCCGCCGUACCCAAGUGCUUCCCCCAAUAUGCGGCCUUCUUCUCCUUACGCUCCAGGUGGAACUAUGGCCACAGGAUACCCCGCACCAUCUUACCCACCACCUUCCCCAAGGCCAGGGGACGCCUACCAACGAUCUACAACUCCCUUCGGAGGGCCUCCUGGAGCUGGCGGGAUAUAUCCGCAAGGCCACAUACUCGCGGGUCAGCCGGUUGGCUCGGUGCAACAGCCUAUACCUAGAUCCAGGGCGACCACACCCAUUCCUGGUGGGGCACCCGGCGGCUACCAGCCAUACCCACAGUCCAAUAUUGGUGCUUCGCCCCGCAUGCCCAACGCCAUCGCAUUCCCGAGUGAUCAGUCUAGGCUAGAAGCACCGCAAGGGUUCUCAAGGCCGAUCAAUGCCGCCCAGUCCUUCACUCCCUUCGAAGCAAUGAAGAUUUUGGAGAUGGAUGAUAUUUUGGAACACCUGCCCAGAAUGCCGCUUGUCCUGCAAACGCAUGACGUUCUGCUUGAAGAUUGGCUGCGCAUGACGCAGGAUUUAUCCCUUGCUUGGGCUGGUCGGCUUCCAGUACCUGGAAACAACAGGCCUGCGAAGCGCUCUACUCUUGCCGCGGAUUUGCUCGAUCUAUGGAACGGGUCAUUCUUCCAAGCCCGGGGUGUCGAGCUCGUCCUCUAUAAAGGUCGCGAACGCCGAACUGGUCAACGCGCUGGAACAGUUGACCGCGUCCUUCCCGGAUAUGAUGACGAUGAUGACUCUGACGAAACUUCCUCUUCUUCCUCCGAGUCCGAUGACUCGGACGAUGAUCCAUAUGCUGGAUCUCAAGGAGUGUAUGGUCGGCAGGGAAUGCCGCCUCCUGAGGUUAUGGAAGCUAGGCGUCGACAGAAAGAGAAGAAGUUGGAGAAAAAGAGACGUCGAAAGGAAAGGAAGGCAAGGCGCAAGGCGAAGGCGAGAGACAAGAAUUAUGGUGGCAAUAACCCUAUGGCCGGCCCUCCCGUUGGUGCUUUACCUGGAGGAGGUUCUUCUUACCCCGGGAUGGUUGGCACUCCUUCCCCUCAUCAGGGCCUUGGCAUGGGCCAUUACUAG
Molecule: messenger RNA, 2004 nt
Organism: Pleurotus ostreatus (oyster mushroom)
Lineage: Eukaryota; Fungi; Basidiomycota; Agaricomycetes; Agaricales; Pleurotaceae
Exons: 6
Coding region: 1-2004 (667 amino acids)
Source: RefSeq, a predicted model, not a curated record